ACAUUCUAAAUAAUGGCGGAAAGUAAACAGUCAACACAUACGAAGCCUUCUCGCAGAGGCGGCAAGUUUUGCGUUGCUGGCACUGCCAAUGGUAGUAGUUGUCAAAAUACUAGCUACUGCAAAGAUGUGAAAAUGCACUAUUUUCCAUCGAACGAGGAACUUCGACGAAAAUGGGUAGCCUUCGUGAGAAGACAUCGCCACAAUUGGAAGCCAACUUCGACAUCGGUACUCUGCUCUGUACAUUUUGAGCCUACAUGCUAUGAAAGGCGGCUGGACAUCGCUGGUAUACCCAGUGAACUACAAUUAAAGAAAAACAGAUUGCUGAAAGACUCUGUGCCGACAAUUGAUGCAGUUGAACGCCAAAUUCCGAAAGGGCCUACGGCAAGACAGCGAAGACAGAUCAAGCGACACGCGCUGUCAUCGUCGACAACAGUGGAUUUUGAAGAGCUCACGGAGGUAGAUCUGGAAAGCGAAAUGCCCCAUAUCAAUGAAGAUGCUGAGACUGGUAUUGAGAUGCAAUCUCAACCAACUGAAAGUGAUGUGGUAGAAGUACCCAAAACUGUGCCUUGUGGCAACUGCAGCAUUUUAAAGUUGAAGAUAAGGAGAUAUCAGCAGAAUAUCUACAAGCUUAAAAUUAAAAAGCAGCAUCUAAAGGAUCAAAUCCAAACGGUAAGAUAUAUGAAAAUUGAAAAUAAUGGAAAGUUGCAUAUGUCUUUAUAAGGUGCUACUUUUGUU
Messenger RNA from Rhopilema esculentum, 735 nucleotides. The record is from RefSeq and is a predicted model, not a curated record. NCBI's taxonomy places the organism in Eukaryota, Metazoa, Cnidaria, Scyphozoa, Rhizostomeae, Rhizostomatidae.